AUGGAAGCUAAGUAUGGGAGUUAUGAAGAGAGUUACAAACUAGUUCCUCAGUUUUGUAAGAUGGUGUGUGACUCCAACAAGGAUUCAGUUGGAACUUUUUUUGUUGGAGCUAUCGAAGGAUGGAAGGAAGGGUGUAGAUCAGUUGUUGGGAUAGAUGCUUGUCAUCUAAAUGGUAAGUGUGGUGGUGUGUUGAUGGCUGCAAUUGGGUUAGAUGGUCAAAAUGGUUUAGUCACAUUAGGAAUUGGCGUUUUUCCUGCUGAAACAAUUGAGAAUUGGACUAUGUUCCUCACUGACUUGAAGCCACUACUCUUAAGCCAUGAAAAUCCAUUGACAUUCAUUUCAGAUAGGCAAAAAGGGCUUCUUAAAGCUGUUCAUGAUGUGUUCCUAGACUCAUAUCACAGAUAUUGUUGGAGGCACUUGUAUAACAAUUUCAAGCAGCACUUUAAGGGACAAAAGUUGUAUAGCUUACUGUGGAAUGCAGCCAAAUGCUACAAGAAGAAACAUUUCUAUAAACAUAUGGAAGAUAUGAAGAAGGAGAAUCCUGCUGUUGUGAUGUACCUUGAAAAGGCUGGUUUUGAGUCAUGGUCUAAGGCCUUUUUUGAUGACACUAGUAAGUGUGAACACCUAAAUAACAACUUUAGUGAGUCAUUUAAUUCCAUGGAAAAAAACCUUAGGGACAACCCAAUAUGUAGACUAGGAAUUCUUUAUAAUCAGUUGGUUCUGAGUUUGUUUCACAAAAGAAGAAAAGAAAGUGAAAAAUGGAAUCCAAAUGGAUUGGUUCCUACUGCUAUGAAACUGAUUGGUAAAUUGUGUAAGUUGGUUGGUGCUUUUAAAGUAGACCCAUGUGUGAGUGGUAAAUUGUAUGAAGUUACAAAUGAGGGUAGCAAGGCAGUUUUUAUUGUGAACUUGGAAGAAAAGCAGUGCAGUUGUCUACAAUGGCAACUCAGAGGGUUUGUUUGUCAACAUGAUGUUUGUUGUUUGAAUCCAUCCAGACCUGAUUGGACAAAGUAUUGCUCUUAUUAUUACUCAGUUGCUGCAUACAGAGCCACAUAUGCUCAAGUUGUCUUUCCAUUUCCUCCUCAAGAAGAUUGGCCUGAGGUACUUUCAGUCAUUUUUUGGAAGAACAUGAAAAGGUUGAAUUGGAAUCUGCUAUCAAGAUCAGGAAAUCAGGAAGGCCUUGAGUUAAGAGGAGGAGAGCAUGGGAUGAGCCAAAAGUACCUACAAAGACCUGCUCCUCAGAAGAAGCAAUCAUCUCAACCAUCUGGGAUUAGAAAAACAACAGUUGCAUCUUCUUCUAAAGCUAAGAAAGCUCCUGCUAAAGCUUCUAUAACUUCAAAGAAGAAGAACAUGAGUCAGACAAAUAAGCUGAAGAGAAGCAAAGUUGAUGGUGCAGUGGACAACUUUCAAAGCAGUGAUCAUCUACUCCACAAGCUUGACAGCUUUUAUCUGAAGAUUGAAGCAAUGCUCUUACACCAUUACAGGGACACAUGCUUGCACCUAGAAUAUAGCCAAGGACACACUUUUGUGUCAUGA
This is a messenger RNA of Papaver somniferum (opium poppy), 1533 nucleotides long. RefSeq lists its product as uncharacterized. The record is from RefSeq and is a predicted model, not a curated record. NCBI's taxonomy places the organism in Eukaryota, Viridiplantae, Streptophyta, Magnoliopsida, Ranunculales, Papaveraceae. The transcript is spliced from 8 exons. Gene Ontology annotation, molecular function: zinc ion binding. The coding region runs from base 1 to 1533 and encodes 510 amino acids.